CUCGACCUGUAUAAUUUCUCGCUAUUCUUUUUGUGUCUCGAGAACCCAACGUGACAGACUCGCUACAAUGCGCCUGCCCCGCCCCUGGACAGUCCUGAGGAAGCCCACCCUCAUUCCCCGUCUGCAUGGCCCACUAAUCCAACGACACCUCUUCCACCCCUGGUUUACCAUCCCCCAGGAGGACAUCGACUGCGUCACCAUCCCAAAAGGUCCUCCUCUCACAGAUGUCCCCCUGAACUUUCCUCCCGACCUUCUGCGUCGGAAUCAAGAGAACUACUUGACCUAUAUUUCCAGGCUUCUGCAGCGUUACGAUGGCAGGACAUGGGGGUUCCCAAUUUUCAGAGUUUUCUCCACCUCCCCCAGCAGCGCCGAGGACAAGGAGAAUCUGUGGUCCGCCUACCUCCUCAGCUUGUACCGCGGAGUCUACAAAAGUUUCCGGGGAUUUGAGAAUGUCCGCACUAAGCAAGCUCAGCUUAGUCCAGUUCAGACCAAUGCACUGUUCCCCCGGUUCUACUGCCCAGUCAUCCAGCCCGACGUGCCCAUCCUGGACAAGAACGGGGAUGGCGGACCGGGAAUUGGCCCUGCGACCCGCGAUGCUAUCCGCACCCGCUUUGCAGAUUGGGUCUCCAACACCACCGAAGAACGGGACGGACCCGGCGCGGUGGCAAUGCGAGAUGCGGACACUCCGCAGUACCGGAUGUGCCUGAUUGUCGAUGAUUACUGUCUGGAGCAAUUCAAGGCGGCGCAGACUGACGGAGAGCAUUACGGUGCUCCAAUCAUCGUGCUGGAGCGGGACUGGACGCUAGACAAGUAUCGGGGGUUCUACCGGGGGGAGUGGACGGAUGGAGAGACCCACAAACAGCCGCCAGAUGAACCAAGUGAGGAGGAGUGGGAGCCCGAAGAUGAGAGUCUGCUGACGUUUUUUGAGGAGGUGGAAGGAUCGAGGGCGCCGCUUCUGGGCUGGAUGUAUGCGCGGUCGAAGCGUCUUGGUUCUCUGUACGCGAGGAUUGAGAUGGAGUCGUACCACUCGGCGUUCUAUCAUGCGUAUGCACGACCCCCAGGCAUUUAUCCUGAUGAUUCUGAUGCUUAUUGGAAGUAUGAGUGGUAAUUCUGUAAAGUUUG
Aspergillus aculeatinus CBS 121060 is the source of this 1122-nucleotide messenger RNA. RefSeq lists its product as uncharacterized. Bases 68 to 1108 code for a protein of 346 amino acids. The record is from RefSeq and is a predicted model, not a curated record. Lineage: Eukaryota; Fungi; Ascomycota; Eurotiomycetes; Eurotiales; Aspergillaceae. The transcript has a single exon.